AUGUGUGCUCAGUCUAUUCAGAGGCUCCUGGUCGCAAACAGAGGCGAAAUCGCUGUCCGUAUUCUCCAAGCUGCACGCGAGCUUUCUCCGUCAAUUGAGACAUUUGCUCUUUAUACAGAUGAUGACCGUUCUCACUGUGAUCUUGGCCGUCCCCACCACGCAGUGCGGGUACCGUCUGCUGCAGCCUACUUGGACAUUCUGUUGCUCGUUAACCUGAGCCGCGAAUACCACAUUGACUUUGUGCACCCCGGAUAUGGCUUCCUUAGCGAGAGUGCAGAAUUUGCCAGUCGUAUGCAUGAUGUUGGAGUUACCGUCAUUGGCCCUGGACCCGAGAUCCUGGUCUGCACAGGAGACAAACUCAAAGCCAAGCAGUUGGCAAUGCAAUGUGAAGUUCCCGUCUUGCCGGCUAUGUCAAGUCCCACCUCUGACUUGGUAGAAAUAUGCACGUUUGCGCGGCAGGUUGGGUAUCCCAUUAUGAUCAAGGCGGUUGAUGGUGGAGGGGGCCGUGGCAUCCGUUUGGUGCGGCAGGAAGGCGAGCUGGAGCAUGCCGUGCGGGCAGCAACUAACGAGUCACCAUCGCAGACAGUCUUUGUGGAAAAGGCCGCUGUGGAUGGAUUUCACCACCUUGAGGUCCAAAUCGUGGGUGAUGGUAUUGACGUGUGUCACCUUUGGGAGCGUGACUGUAGCUUGCAGCGUCGUUUCCAGAAGGUCAUUGAAUUUGCUCCGUCGCUUAUGCAAAGCCGGGAUGUGGUAGAGCAAGUAGUGAACGCCGCCCUUCGCAUGGCAAAGGCAAUUCGAUACCGGUCUCUUGGAACGGUCGAAUUUCUAGUUCACGACCACCGAAGGGAGUUCUAUUUCCUCGAGAUCAAUCCUCGCCUGCAGGUGGAGCAUACCAUUACUGAGAACAUUACCGGUGUGGAUUUGGUGCAGACACAGCUACAACUUGCUAUGGGAUUAUCGCUCGCCCAAGUUGGCUUGCUGAAGGACCACACAACACAGACUCAGGGCCACUCUAUCCAGCUGCGAUUGUGCGCCGAAGACCCAAGUAGGGAUUUCCACUUGAGUAUAGGUAAAAUCACUGAGUUUGUUGUACUGAGUGGUCACGGCGUUCGUAUUGACACCCAUGUUGAUACGUCAGGAUCAAGCCCCGUUACGGUUGGAGCAAACUUUGAUAACAUGUUGGCAAAGAUCAUCGUCACUGCGACCAGCUGGGAGGCAACAGUGUCGAAAGCCCGGCGAGUGCUAACCGAUACCAAAAUAUCUGGAGUGCAGACCAAUUUGAAUCUGUUACGAGGAAUCCUUUCCCAUGAUAACCUUUUGACAGGACAGAUCGAUACACAAUGGCUGGAAAGACACCUUGGACAGGUGAUCCCAAUUGGAGAGACGAUUGCUCAAUCUGUUCGCCAUGAAGCAUCUGCACAACCAUUUCGUUCGCUCAUGAUGCCGAGUAGUUCUUCAUCCAAUCUUCUAUUCCGUCCUGGAGAUGCAUGGUCAAUCACCCUAAAGCCCCUAGGGACCGUGGAGCAGCGGCAGCACCACCUCCAACUCACUCGAGUUUUGCAAAAUGAUUUUCCUACUUCUAUGGCCGCAGAGGUCAAAUAUACCACUCCGUCUUCUUCCAUGGCCUAUCAACUGCAGCUGAAAAGCACAUCUGCAACUGCAUCUGCUCUAGUGUCAUCUUCUCAUCGCCGUGGCGAUGUGUACAAUCCCCGCCAUAUCGUGCUUCCUCUCUCUGGGAAGUUGAUUGAAGUCUUGGUGGCAGCUGGGGACCAGGUGGUGGAGAACCAAGUAGUGGCAUUUGUAAAGCAGAUGAAGAUGGAGCUUGAGGUGCGAAGCCCACGAGGCGGCCGAGUUCAGUGGGUAUAUCAGAUGGAUGAAGAGGACGAAGACGUGGCAGAGGGUAUGUUGUUGGUGGAACUAGAGGAAGAAGUCCGGGGCAAGUUGUAG
Messenger RNA from Aspergillus bombycis, 1947 nucleotides. Its product is annotated as putative pyruvate carboxylase. The transcript is spliced from 2 exons. Lineage: Eukaryota; Fungi; Ascomycota; Eurotiomycetes; Eurotiales; Aspergillaceae. The record is from RefSeq and is a predicted model, not a curated record. Gene Ontology annotation, molecular function: ATP binding; metal ion binding. Bases 1 to 1947 code for a protein of 648 amino acids.